Bubalus bubalis (water buffalo) is the source of this 4535-nucleotide messenger RNA. RefSeq names its product calsyntenin 1 (gene CLSTN1). The transcript is spliced from 19 exons. The record is from RefSeq and is a predicted model, not a curated record. Bases 213 to 3200 code for a protein of 995 amino acids. Gene Ontology annotation, biological process: homophilic cell-cell adhesion; positive regulation of synaptic transmission; positive regulation of synapse assembly. NCBI's taxonomy places the organism in Eukaryota, Metazoa, Chordata, Mammalia, Artiodactyla, Bovidae. Gene Ontology annotation, molecular function: kinesin binding; amyloid-beta binding; calcium ion binding. Gene Ontology annotation, cellular component: cell surface; postsynaptic membrane.
CUUAGUUGCUGCCGCUGCCUCAAGCGAAGCGCUGCCUCCGCCGAGGGGAGGGCGCCCGCGGCCCAGCGUCACGGCGGCGGCUCCUCCUCGGACCCCAGUGCUCGCCGCGGCGGCAAGCAGCCGGCUCCGGGCCGCGAGAGCCCCGCUCGGCGCCCCACGAGCGUCCCUGCCGCUCCCGCCUCGGGCCGGCCGCGGCGCCGGGAGCCGGAGCGAUGCUGCGCCGCCCUGCGCCCGCGCUGGCCCCUGCCGCCUGGCUGCUGCUGGCCGGGCUGCUCUGCAGCGGCGGGGUCUGGGCCUCGCGAGUCAACAAGCACAAGCCGUGGCUGGAGCCCACAUAUCAUGGCUUAGUUACGGAGAGCGACAGCACUGUGCUCCUCGACCCCCCACUCAUUGCCCUGGACAAAGAUGCUCCUUUGCGCUUUGCAGAGAGUUUUGAGGUGACAGUCACCAAAGAAGGUGAGAUUUGUGGAUUUAAGAUUCAUGGACAGAAUGUGCCCUUUGACGCAGUGGUGGUGGAUAAAUCCACUGGCGAGGGGGUCAUUCGUUCCACAGAGAAGCUGGACUGUGAGCUGCAGAAGGACUACACGUUCACCAUCCAGGCCUAUGACUGCGGGAAGGGGCCAGACGGGGCCAAUGUGAAAAAAUCUCACAAAGCAACUGUCCACAUUCAGGUGAACGACGUCAACGAAUAUGCGCCCGUGUUCAAGGAGAAGUCCUACAAAGCCACAGUGGUGGAGGGGAAGCAGUACGACAGCAUCUUGAGGGUGGAGGCGGUGGACGCAGACUGCUCCCCCCAGUUCAGCCAAAUCUGCAACUAUGAGAUCGUCACCCCGGAUGUGCCAUUCACCGUUGACAAAGAUGGUUACAUUAAAAACACGGAGAAGCUGAACUAUGGUAAAGAGCACCAGUACAAGCUGACUGUCACAGCCUACGACUGCGGGAAGAAAAGAGCGGCAGAAGACGUUUUGGUGAAGAUCAGCAUCAAGCCCACCUGCACCCCUGGGUGGCAAGGAUGGAACAACAGGGUGGAAUACGAGCCGGGCACUGGUGCUCUGACACUCUUUCCGAAUGUCCACCUGGAAACGUGUGACGAGUCGGUGGCCUCGGCACAGGUGGUGGUGGAGCUGGAGACCAGCCACAUCGGGAAGGGUUGUGACCGUGACACCUACUCCGAGAAGUCACUUCACCGGCUCUGCGGUGCUGCGUCUGGCACGGCUGAGCUGCUACCUUCCCCAGGAGGCUCCUGGAACUGGACUAUUGGCCUUCCCACGGACAACGGCCAUGACAGCGACCAGGUCUUCGAGUUCAACGGCACUCAGGCAGUGAGGGUCCCAGACAGCAUCGUCUCUGUCAACCCCAAGGAGCCCUUUACGAUCUCUGUGUGGAUGAGGCAUGGGCCAUUUGGCAAGAAGAAGGAGACGAUUGUUUGCAGCUCAGACAAAACAGAGAUGAACCGACACCAUUACUCACUCUAUGUCCAUGGCUGCCGGCUGGUUUUCCUCCUCCGUCAGGAUCCUUCAGAAGAGAAGAAAUACAAACCUGCAGAGUUCCACUGGAAGCUGAGUCAGGUCUGUGACGAGGAAUGGCAUCACUACGUCCUCAACGUGGAAAUCCCCAGUGUGACUCUCUACGUCGACGGUGUCCCUCAUGAGCCCUUCUCUGUCACUGAAGAUUACCCACUUCAUCCAUCCAAGAUCGAAACCCAGCUCGUGGUUGGGGCUUGCUGGCAAGAGUAUUCAGGAGUUGAAAGUGACAAUGAAACUGAGCCUGUGCCUCUGGCCUCUGCAGGUCCCUGGACUCUUGCCUACGGUGGUGACCUGCGUAUGACCCAGUUUUUCCGAGGUAAUCUGGCUGGCCUGACCAUCCGUUCUGGGAAGCUCACAGAUAAGAAGGUGAUUGACUGUCUGUAUACCUGCAAAGAGGGGCUAGACCUGCACACCCCCGAAGACAAUGGCAGAGGUGUCAAGAUCCAGGCCAACCCUACUCAGUCGAUGUUGACCUUGGAGGGAGAGGACGUGGGGGAGCUUGAUAAGGCCAUGCAGCACAUUUCCUACCUUAAUUCACGACAGUUCCCCACCCCAGGGAUCCGAAGACUCAAAAUCACCAGCACAGUCAAGUGUUUUAACAAGGCCACCUGCAUCUCCAUCCCCCCGGUGGAUGGCUACAUAAUGGUUUUGCAGCCAGAAGAGCCCAAGAUCAGUCUGAGCGGCAUCCACCAUUUUGCUCGAGCGGCUUCCGAAUUUGAAAGCUCGGAGGGGGUUUUCCUCUUCCCCGAGCUUCGGAUCAUCAGCACCAUCACGAGAGAAGUGGAACCCGAAGGGGAAGGGGAUGAGGACCCAACAGUUCAAGAGUCACUGGUGUCAGAGGAGAUCGUGCACGACCUGGACACCUGUGAGGUCACAGUGGAGGGAGAAGAACUGAAUGGAGAGCAGGAGAGCCUGGAGGUGGACGCGGCCCGCCUGCAGCAGAAGGGCAUCGAAAUGAGCAGCUCUGACAUGGGCGUGGUCUUCACAGGUGUUGACACCAUGGCCAGCUAUGAGGAGAUCUUACACCUACUGCGCUAUCGGAACUGGCACACCAGGUCCUUGCUUGACCGCAAGUUCAAGCUUGUCUGCUCUGAGCUGAAUGGUCGCUAUGUCAGCAACGAGUUCCAGGUGGAGGUGAAUGUCAUCCACACAGCCAACCCCAUGGAGCACGCCAGCCACAUAGCUGCCCAGCCACAGUUCGUCCACCCCGAGCACCGCUCCUUCAUUGACCUCUCGGGUCACAACCUGGCCAACCCCCACCCGUUUGCAGCCGUCCUGUCUCCUCUUGCCCCAGUCGUGCCCAGCACGGCCACCGUCGUCAUCGUGGUGUGCGUCAGCUUCCUGGUUUUCAUGAUCAUCCUGGGGGUGUUCCGGAUCCGGGCUGCACACCAGAGAACCAUGCGGGACCAGGACACCGGGAAAGAGAAUGAGAUGGACUGGGAUGACUCUGCCCUGACCAUCACCGUGAACCCCAUGGAGACAUACGAGGACCAGCAUAGCAGUGAGGAGGAAGAGGAGGAGGAGGAAGAGGAGAGCGAGGAUGGGGACGAGGAGGACGACAUCACCAGUGCUGAGUCGGAGAGCAGUGAGGAGGACGAGGGGGAGCACGGGGACCCGCAGACCGCGAACCGGCAGCAGCAGCUGGAGUGGGACGACUCCACCCUCAGCUACUGAGCGCACCUCCCCCCCCACCACCCCGUCUUCCUUCCUGCUUCCGGAGACUCUGCUGCCAUCGCUGCCCACCCCCAGGGUCCAUGAUGUACAAAGUCAUUCUGGCCAGUAGGUCUGCAGACCCUCCCCACCGCCAGUCGCUGCCCUGCUUGGUGUGUAGGCCCGUAGGCUCCCUCCCCUGCCACCCUCCUUCCUCCCGCUCGCCGGGAUCGCUCUUAAGUUAUGUGAGGAGCUGACGCUCGCUCAACUCCAGAAAAGCUGCAGUGACUGGACUCCUUGACAAAGGGUUAGAAUUGCUCACUCCCACCUGGUAAUCCUUUCUUCUUUUUUUUAAAGUUUUUAUUUUUCCACACUAGUGCAUGUAUAAAAUGGCAGAAUGGGGCUAAUAUGUAGAUGAUAAACUGACUUUUUAAUAUUUUGUAAAUAAACUGGGAUUCCUCGUGUCUUGUGUGCUAGUGUAACCCAGGGCUGGAUGCAAAGUGAAGUGGAGACACUGAGCGUGGGAGGGACCGAGACCCCCGCACCCCACCUCCCACCCCCACCCAGGACGAGGAGAGACAGGCACAAAACUGUGCUGCCUGGCAGGAGGGGACCGGGCCAGGGACCCCUCUUCGGAGGCUGGAAAAGGUCAGGUCUUUUCUUUGGGAUUCUACCGAUUUCUGAUUUGGCAGAGGGCUGAGGGGAGCUGGGGUCCCUGGCUGUGUGUACUCGCUUCUCCAAGGACCAGCAGCUCCUCACAGAGGUGCAGCUUUGGGGUCCGUACCAAAUAGAUGUCGUUUUCCUUGCUGGUGGGAGUGCAUGUUGACCGUGCAGAUGGUGCAGACCCUCUAACCGCUUGGUUUGGAGACAGCAGCAGGCCUAGGGGAAUCCAUACUCAGAACCUUGCUGAAAUGACGCCCAGGGGCCGGAGGGCAGCGCUCCAUUCCCAAGCAACUGCUGUGCCCCCCUCCUCCCAGAGCCCGCCCCAGGGAUACAACCCACGCCCAGUAGGUGGUGGAAGGAGAGAACAGCAGUCAGGAGCUAAAACCCUACAGCACUUGGUUUUUAAUGUACAUGUAAAAUUUUAGAUUUCUAAAACCUGGGGAAAAUAAUUUUGAACACUAUGCUGUGAUCAUAACCGCUAGUCUCGAGGACACUGCCAGCUGUCCCGUGUCAUGUGUGGCCACCCCUCCAUGUACUGUCUCCGUAGCUGCUCUGUUUAGACCGUGGGUAGAUGUUCAUGCGGAGACAGAACCGUUCUCGCGCUAUCUGUAGCGGCUGUGGUAUCACUUUUCAGAUGUGUAUAUUGACAAUAGGUCAGAAAAUGUAUACAUACAAUAAAGUCUGGUUCUAACUCCA